Choloepus didactylus (southern two-toed sloth) is the source of this 1433-nucleotide messenger RNA. Its product is annotated as keratin, type I cytoskeletal 18-like. The record is from RefSeq and is a predicted model, not a curated record. Gene Ontology annotation, biological process: intermediate filament cytoskeleton organization. The transcript has a single exon. Gene Ontology annotation, molecular function: structural molecule activity. The coding region runs from base 61 to 1356 and encodes 431 amino acids. Lineage: Eukaryota; Metazoa; Chordata; Mammalia; Pilosa; Megalonychidae. Gene Ontology annotation, cellular component: keratin filament.
UGCAAUCUCUGCUGCGUCCAUAUCCCGAGUCCUGGCCUCUCGCCUCACUCCCCAGACAACAUGAGCUUCACCACCCGCUCCACCACCUUCUCCACCAACUACCGAUCCCUGGGCUCGGUCCAGUUGCCCAGCCACCGGGUCCGGCCGGCCAGCAGCGCGGCCAGCGUCUAUGCGGGCGCCGGGGGCUCGGGCUCCCGGAUCUCCGUGUCCCGCUCCUCCAGCUCCCGGGGCGGCUGGGGGUCCGGGGGCCUGGCCGGCGGGGUGGCCGGGGGUCUGGCGGGAAUGGGGGGCAUCCAGGGCGAGAAGGAGACCAUGCAAGCCCUCAACGACCGCCUAGCCUCCUACCUGGACAGGGUGAGGAGCCUGGAGACUGAGAAUCGGAGACUAGAGGGCAAAAUUCGGGAACACCUGGAGAAGAAGGGACCCCAGGUCAGGGACUGGAGCCACUACUUCAAGAUCAUCGAGGAACUGAGGGCUCAGAUCUUUGAGGUUUCUGUGGACAACGCCCGCAUCGUUCUGCAGAUUGACAAUGCCCGGCUGGCUGCAGAUGACUUCAGAGUCAAGUACGAGACGGAGCUGGCCAUGCGCCAGUCUGUGGAGAGUGACAUCCAUGGGCUCCACAAGGUCAUUGAUGACACCAACGUCACCCGGCUGCAGCUGGAGACGGAGAUCGAGGCUCUCAAAGAGGAGCUGCUCUUCAUGAAGAAGAACCAUGAGGAGGAAGUAAAGGGCCUACAAGCGCAGAUUGCCAGCUCUGGGCUGACCGUGGAGGUGGAUGCCCCCAAGUCUCAGGACCUCAGCAAGAUCAUGGCAGACAUCCGAGCCCAGUAUGACGAGUUGGCUCAGAAGAACCGAGAGGAGCUGGACAAGUACUGGUCUCAGCAGAUUGAAGAGAGCACCACAGUGGUCACCUCUCAGUCCGCUGAGAUAGGAGCUGCUGAGAUGACACUCACAGAGCUGAGACGUACUGUCCAGUCCUUGGAAAUUGACCUGGACUCCAUGAGGAAUCUGAAAGCCAGCCUGGAGAACAGCCUGCGGGAGGUGGAAGCCCGCUAUGCCCUGCAGAUGGAGCAGCUCAACGGGGUCCUGCUGCACCUGGAAUCGGAGCUGGCACAGACCCGGGCAGAGGGGCAGUGCCAGGCCCAGGAGUACGAGGCCCUGCUGAACAUCAAGGUCAAGCUGGAGACUGAGAUUGCCACCUAUCGCCGCCUGCUAGAAGACGGAGAGGACUUCAGUCUCAGCGACGCCCUGGGCUGCAGCAACUCCAUGCAAACCAUCCACAAGACCACCACCCGCAGGAUCGUGGACGGCAAAGUGGUAUCUGAGACCAACGACACCCAAGUUCUGAGGCACUGAGGCAGCAGAAGCAGGGUGCCCUCUGGGGAACCGGUGACCAAUAAAAACUUCUGCAUCUUCAAAAAAAAAAAAAAAAA